AUGACGCGAUUCAUCUCGGUUCGAUCUCGAAAAGAUCGCGCGAAAAACAGGUUAAAAACCUCGAAAAGCAUUAUCGACCGCACUUUUUCUCCCGGCGAACAACGGGGCUGGCCGGCCGCCAUGCCUUCGAUACUCGUCGUCGACGACAAUUGCGUGAACAGACAGGUAUUCCGAGCCAUGAUCGCGAGCUUCGGGUGCGAAGUCGCGGCCGCGUCGAGCGGCGAGGAGGCGGUCCUCGCGAUGAGAGCUUUCGGCGAGAAUUUCCAGAAAGUUGCGGACACAACGGUUGCGAAGCGGGAAUGCCAGAGACGCCUCGUCGUCAUGGACGUGCACCUGGGCCAGGGCAUGGACGGCUACGUCGCGGCGGAGAUGAUCAAAGCGGACGCGGCGGCGCAAGGGAUACCGCCACCGCACAUCGUCAUCGUCUCCGGGGACGAGCCGAGCGAGGUUCAGGAGAGGUGCUCGAGGUGCGGUUUGGACUUUUUGCCGAAGCCCGUGGGAAGAGAACAAUUUAGAAACGUCCUGAGCGCGCACGGGAUCGCCGUGUGA
Molecule: messenger RNA, 549 nt
Organism: Micromonas pusilla CCMP1545
Lineage: Eukaryota; Viridiplantae; Chlorophyta; Mamiellophyceae; Mamiellales; Mamiellaceae
Exons: 1
Coding region: 1-549 (182 amino acids)
Biological process (GO): phosphorelay signal transduction system
Source: RefSeq, a predicted model, not a curated record